CAGAUGUUUACCAACUGUCCUGGUGCUUUGGUUUUCUAUACCACGAGACUAAUUUUGGAUUACCCUGCCUCCCUCAUGUUCCUCGGUGUGCACUCCGCUGGCUACUUGAGGUGGCUUUGUCAGGCCAUUCCGGUAAGCAGGUUUCUCCCGAAAGGGGUUUGCGCAGAAAGCUUUGAGCGAAGACAGCACCUUCGGGAGAAGGUGACGUCUGAGCACGGUUGCUGGCUUGUGUUUGGCAGCACGGUAGCUAGGCAACGCAAAUCUCUCACCCACCGGUAGUUAGCAGACAAUAAGUGCCAACAAGAUAACCAUUAAUAAGACCAUAGGCAGUGUCCUCAAACAGCAUCCUUACAGUAGUCCCCAUGCAGGGCACUCCGAUGCAAGGUGCUCAGAGAAAUGUGAUCCCGAGACCCUGGAGAAUGCGCCUCAAUGUCAACACAUCAAGAUGCGAGCCCCUGAGCCACCCAAUCGUCCAUGAGACUAUGGAUACGAGGAACACAGCUUAGGAGCCGAGGUGAAACGCCGGCGGGGCAAUCGCAAAGCCCGAAUGUGAAUGGAGAGAGCGAGGGAGGGAGGGGCCGGCAGAGCCUGGCCGACAAGAACACCGUGUCUUAAAUAAAACGCUCUGAUCAUUUGUUGAGUGAGCAGGGCGUUUGUUUUCCAGACACCCGCCGCAGCAGAUAUAUAACUUCAAGAUGCGCAACUAUUUUAGUUCGCUUGUUGCCCAGACCCCUCAAAGGUGAUAAAGGAACGCCAAGCAGCACAUGGAUGUUGAUUUCGUUGUCAGCCCGAGGGGCCGGGGGCCUGUUGCCGCUCGGGCCUGUCGUUAAUGCCCGUUGGUCCUGUUGGACCCGUCAACUGGUUGGCCCCAGUAAGGACAAGGUUCUUACUUGCGCACCUUUGCAACGUGAAGAAGGUCUUUGAAGACUUUACUGUGAUGUUUGAAUCAUGUUUCCUGUUGCUUUCGUUUCGGCUUCCCGCCCCUACUUACUUUGAGCGCACGGUUGCUGUGUAUAUUUAAGGCGGCGCAAGACUUGUGUCCGUUUUCUUCUCGCUGCCAGGCUGGACACCUCCAAACGCGCAGAACUCCGCUACUUGUCGGCGCUGGCAGCUGGACGGCUGCUCGUGCAGGCAGCGGAGUUGGAGGAGGACUCCACCAACACGUUGAUCUUGUCCGAAGCGUUGCAGCACUUUGCAGAGGCGCAGAGAUGUGUUGAGCAAUGGGGCCAUCCCGACUUGGGUUCUGCUUGGGGUGAUUGGGGCAAAGCUCAAGCCUUGCAGAUGAAGAGGGUGAUGGCCAACUGCAAGCUGGAUGGAGCAGUUCAAUGGAAAGAAAUGCUUGAGACAUCGUCGAAGCUUUGUGAAGAGGCAGCGGACAAGUUUGAAAAAGCUCGAGCCGCAGUAGACGACGAAGGUUUUGAGGAAGAUGAUGGAAAUGAGGAAGGAGAUGAUUUGGAUUGGAUGGUGCUACAUAUUGAGCACUUGCUUCAGUUUGUUGACUUUGCGAUCACUGCGCUGGACAAAUCCAAAGCCAUGGAAAUCAGCAUCGAAUGGCUGCGGCGUGCUAUUAUCGCCUGGCGUUCAUGCUUCUCCUUGACCCUGGCAGUCAGAUACCUCUCGCAAAGCAACCGCUUCAAUGCUUUGCAAGGCGAUGCUUAUGCAGCUGGCUGCCGCCUGUUGGGAAGUCCAUUCGAGCUGCUCACUGCCCUCAGCCACUCAACUUCGGAAGGAUCAACAACCCAGCUGCUGGGCUCCAAAGGUUUGCUCCUCCCUCCACCCCCGGGCAGUGGCUCGGGGGAGAUUGUCGAGCACUUGCCAUCAGAGGCCACUGAAGAGGAGCUGGCCACUUUGGCAGAGGCCGCCUACAUCGCUGCUGGAGCGGAGGGGCUGUUGCCAAUGGGGGAGCUGCAGAUGCACUUGGCUCGUCGCAUGCAGUCUACAAGCAGGGACCCAAUGGCUCACCUGAAAAAGGCCACUGAAGUGUUUCAGGCAUUGAGCAACAAUGGUCCGGACGACAAAGCCAUUGCCUGGUACAACAUGGCCUGCGUCGCUGCUAUGGCUAAUAGGCCCGACUAUGCGGCCAAGGCUUUGAGGACAUGUUUGCAUGCUGUGGAGCCAUCGCAAAGAAGAAAGUGGAUCGAAGAAGUUCGGGAAGAUGGGGAUUUGCAACCUCUUCUCAAUCUUCCCGAAAUACAAGCCGCAUUGGAACUCGAAACCGGUGGUUAUCGAUAAUAUAUUAAUGUAUAACUAAACAUAUAUAUAUAUAUUUGUAUAAAGCAUUUGGAACCGUAUACCGG
Messenger RNA from Durusdinium trenchii, 2297 nucleotides. The record is from the annotation of a GenBank genome assembly. Lineage: Eukaryota; Dinophyceae; Suessiales; Symbiodiniaceae.